AUGGCUCUGAAUCUCCCCCCGCUCGGCGGAGGCGGCGGAGGGGCCCAUACCCAACCCUCGUUGCCCUCGUUACCUGUCCAUCUGCAGUCGGACACGCACUUGACAGCACACCUCGCCAGCCGUUUUCAUGUAUCGUUGCCCACGGCUCGGCUGUCGUCGCACGCACUGAUAUGCCUCAACACCUACACCUCCUCCUCCAAGGGAGAUGGCAACAGGGAGUCGAGCUCUAUGAGCGCUGCCGAGGAUUUGGCAGAGAGGGCUCUCAUCCGGCUGGGCCACCGCUCUGAAAACCAAGCGGUGCUUUUCCUGGGUGAAUCUGGUUCUGGCAAGACGACCGUCAGAUCCCAUCUCUUAACCUCGAUCCUCAACAAGUCGUCCACCCCCUUCUCCAACAAGGUGUCUUUGGCGGCAUUUGUGUUCGACACACUCACUACUACCAAGACGGCGACGACGCCGACGGCCUCCAAGGCGGGUCUCUUUUACGAGUUGCAGUACGACACAUCAUCCAGCACCAACCCCAUGCUCAUCGGCGCCAAGCUGUUGGACCACCGUUUGGAGAGGAGCAGAAUCGCGGACGUGCCGACCGGAGAGCGUAAUUUCCACGUGCUAUAUUACCUCUUGUCCGGUACGAGCCCGGCCGAGAAGACGCAUCUCGGGUUUGACGAGCCCAUUGGCGCGACUGCCCGGCGAUGGAGGUACUUAGGGCAUCCCACGCAGCUCAAGGUGGGUAUCAAUGACACCGAAGGAUUCCAGCUCUUCAAGACAGCUCUACGGAAGCUUGAGUUCCCCCGCAGCGAGAUCGCAGAGAUUUGCCAGAUCCUGGCAUGCAUCCUGCACAUUGGCCAGCUCGAGUUUGAGACGUCGUCCAGCACCACAGUCGCUGCUGAUGACAGUGGCGGCUUCUCCCACGAGGGUGGCCAGACCACAACCGCGGUGAAAAACAAGGAUGUCUUGGGCAUAAUCGCCGCCUUCCUAGGUGUCAAUGCGGCCGAUCUUCAGACGACAUUGGGCUACAAGACCAAGAUGAUCCACAAGGAGAGAGUGACGGUCAUGCUGGACCCUACGGGCGCCCGGUCCAACGCGAACGAACUGGCGCGGACGCUCUACUCGCUCCUCGUCGCAUAUGUCACUGAGACCAUCAAUCAGAAGCUGUGCGCGGCCGAGGACUCGAUAGUCAAUACUCUCUCCGUAAUCGAUUUCCCCGGAUUCCAACAGCAGUCGACCACGGGCUCGUCGCUUGACCAGCUCCUCAACAAUGCCGCCACCGAGUCCAUGUACAACCUGGCGCUGCAAAACUUCUUCGACCGCAAGGCCGACAUGCUCGAGACGGAGGAGGUAGCCGUGCCUGCGACCAGCUACUUCGACAACUCGGAUGCCGUCAAGGGCCUGCUGAAGUCUGGAAACGGGCUGCUCAGCAUCUUAGACGACCAGACGCGCCGCCAUCGCACUGAUAUGCAGCUGCUCGAGAGCUUGCGGAAACGCUUCGAGGGCAAAAACCCGGCUAUCCAGGUCGGCUCGGCAACGGCCAAGCUGCCCGGUAGCAACUUCUUUACCGAAAACACGGCUGCCACCUUUACGGUCAAGCACUUUGCCGGUGAGGUUGACUACCCCAUCAAGGGCCUGGUUGAGGAGAAUGGCGAGGUCAUCUCGGGUGAUCUCAUGAACCUCAUCAACUCGAGCAAGAGCGCCUUCGUCUCGCGUCUGUUUGGCCAGGACGCCCUGCAAACCGUCGUCCAUCCGCAAGAGCGGUCGACGGUCAUGCAGGCGUCGGUCAGCUCGAGGCCGAUGCGCGCUCCCAGUAUCAUGUCGCGGCGUGGACGCCCGGCGACGUCGCGCACUACCCGCAUCCGUCCCGACAGAGACCAGUCGGUCGACCAGGGAAGCGAUGCGGGCGACGGCGGCGGUAGAACGGCGACACUCAAUGGGCGGAGUUUGGACCAAGGCGCGGCCGGUCAGUUCCUGUCGGCCCUCGACAAUGUCACGCGGUCCUUCACCUCGCCAGGCACCAACUGCUACUUCGUUUUCUGCCUCAAGCCCAACGACCGGCGCAUUGCGAACCAGUUUGAUAGCAAGUGCGUGCGGGCGCAGGUGCAGACGUUCGGCAUUGCCGAGAUCAGCCAGCGCCUGAGGUCGGCCGACUUCAGCCUGUUCCUCCCCUUUGGCGAGUUUCUGGGCCUGGCCGACGCCGAGACGAUGCUAGUCGGCAGCGAGCGCGAGAAGGUCGAGAUGGUGGUCGAGGACAAGCGCUGGCCGAACAACGAGGUGGCCAUCGGCUCGACGGGCGUCUUCCUCAGCGAACGCUGCUGGAUGGAGAUUGCGCAGCUGGGCGAGAGCAUGUCGACUUCUGGCCGCUACGGGCUGCCGUCGGACGGGGGUGAUGCCAUUGGUGUGAAUCCGUUUGGGCAGUCCAAGGAGCGGCUGGUGGCUUCGACGGGCACGCCCCAGACGCUGAGCGACAAGAAGGCGGGCUAUUUCGGCAGCAACGACGUCGACGCGCGGUCCGAUGCCGGCGCCUCGGCGUUCGGCGCUGGCGACAUGUUCAAGAACCUCGACACGCGCGAGCAGAUGGCCGAGAGAGGCAACGAGAAGGACCUGGUCGAGGUGGAGGAGUACAAGGACAGCGCCAGCCGCAAGCGCUGGGUCUUUGUCGUCUACAUGCUGACCUUCUUCAUACCCGACUUCGCCAUCCGGCUGCUGGGACGCAUGCCACGCAAGGACGUGCGCAUGGCGUGGAGGGAGAAGCUGGCCAUCAACAUCAUCAUCUGGUUCAGCUGCGGCGUGUCUAUCUUCUUCAUCGUCGGCUUCCCCAUGCUCAUCUGCCCCAAGCAGUACGUCUACAGCCCCGACGAGCUGUCGCAAAACGACGGCAAGGACGGCAGGAGCGCCUUCGCCGCCAUCCGCGGCCAGGUCUUCGACAUCAGCUCGUACGCGCCCCGGCACUACCCGCCCUAUCUGCAGACCAAGCUGCUCACCCAGUACGGCGGCCUCGACAUCACGUCCCUCUUCCCCGUCCAGGUGUCGGCCAUGUGCCAGGGCACGGGCGGCAACCCCAUCGACCCUCAGGUCCUGCUCGACUACAAGUCGACCAACGUCUCGGGCUCGGCCGCCGUCAUCAGCAGCCAGGACAAGAACUCAAAGUACCACGACUUCCGCUACUUCCACGGCGACGAUUACCGCCCCGACUGGUUCUCAGAGCAGAUGAUCAUGCUCAAGUCGAGCUAUAAGAAAGGCAACAUGGGCUUCUCUCCCGAGUACGUCAGAACGCUGGCUGCCAAGCAACAGUCGGUCGCAAUGCUCAAUGGCCGCGUCUACGACAUGACCAAGUAUAUCAUAGGCGGGCGAGGGAUUGAGGGCAGAGAGGGCGAUCCGGCGCCGGCGGCGGGGGCUACCGACUUCAUGAACCAGCUCGUCGUCGACCUCUUCCAGCAAAAGGCCGGCGAAGACGUCACCAAGCUCUGGGACGCUCUGGGGCUCUCGCGCUCUGAGAAGACGUCGAUGCAGCUGUGCCUGGACAAUCUGUUCUAUGUCGCCGACGUCGACACGCGUAACUCGGUGCGCUGCCAGUUUGCCGAGUACCUCGUGCUGGCCGUGUCGAUCCUGCUGGCCAGCAUCAUUGGCUUCAAGUUCUUCGCCGCCCUCCAGUUCGGCACCAAGAAUACACCCGAGAACCUGGACAAGUUUGUCAUGUGCCAGAUCCCGGCCUACACCGAAGACGAGGACUCGAUUCGCCGCGCUAUCGAUUCAGCCGCCCGCAUGCGCUACGACGACAAGCGCAAACUUCUCGUCAUCAUCUGCGACGGCAUGAUUAUUGGCCAGGGCAACGACCGGCCAACUCCCCGCAUCGUGCUCGACAUUCUCGGCGUGUCCGAGACGGUAGACCCGGAGCCGCUCAGCUUCGAGUCGCUGGGCGAGGGUCUGAAGCAGCACAACAUGGGCAAGGUGUACUCGGGCCUAUACGAGGUGCAGGGCCACAUCGUCCCCUUCCUAGUCGUCGUCAAGAUCGGCAAGCCGUCCGAGGUGUCGCGUCCGGGCAACCGUGGCAAGCGGGACUCUCAGAUGAUCCUCAUGCGCUUCCUCAACCGCGUCCACUACAAUCUGGCCAUGAGCCCUCUCGAGCUCGAGAUCUACCACCAGAUCCGCAACAUCAUCGGCGUCAAUCCGACAUUUUACGAGUUCAUCAUGCAGAUUGACGCCGACACGGUCGUGGCGCCCGACUCGGCUACACGCAUGGUGUCGGCCUUCCUCGACGAUACGCGCCUAAUCGCCGUGUGCGGAGAGACGGCCCUAAGCAACUCCAAGUCGUCCUUCAUCACCAUGAUCCAGGUGUACGAAUACUACAUCUCGCACAAUCUGUCCAAGGCCUUCGAGUCCCUCUUUGGCUCUGUUACCUGUCUUCCCGGCUGCUUCUCCAUGUACCGUAUCCGCGCGGCCGAGACGGGCAAGCCGCUGUUUGUCAGUCGCGAGGUGGUUGACAAUUACGCGACUAUCCGUGUCGACACGCUGCACAUGAAGAACCUGCUACACUUGGGCGAGGACCGUUACCUUACGACGCUGCUCCUCAAGUACCACUCCAAGUACAAGACCAAGUACAUCUUCGAUGCGCACGCGUGGACCAUCGCGCCCGACUCAUGGCAGGUCUUCCUCUCUCAGCGCCGUCGCUGGAUCAACUCGACUGUGCACAAUCUCAUGGAGCUGAUCCCCAUGGCGCAGCUCUGCGGCUUCUGCUGCUUCAGCAUGCGCUUCAUUGUGUUUGUCGAUCUGAUGUCUACCAUUGUGCAGCCCGUGACUAUUGCCUACAUUGCCUAUCUGAUUGCUCUGGUGGCCACUCAUGCCACCGUGGUGCCCGUCACGGCCUUUGUACUGCUGGGUGCCAUCUACGGUCUGCAGGCCAUCAUCUUCAUCCUCCGGCGCAAGUGGGAGAUGAUCGGAUGGAUGAUCCUGUACGUGCUCGCUGUGCCCGUCUUCAGCUUCGGUCUGCCGCUGUAUGCCUUCUGGCACAUGGACGACUUCAACUGGGGCAACACGCGCGUAGUGGCCGGCGAGAAGGGCAAGAAGAUUGUCAUUACGGACGAGGGCAAGUUCGAUCCGGCCAGCAUCCCGCGCAAGAAGUGGGAGGAGUACCAGGCCGAGCUGUGGGACGCGCAGACGUCGCGCGACGACGCCCGGUCCGAGAUAUCGGGCUUCUCGUACGCGACCAAGCCCAACGCGGCGGUGUCCGAGUACGGCGGCGGCGGCUACUAUGCCAGCCGGCCGGGCUCGACCACGGGCUACCCGCUCGGGGGAUACACGGACAAGAUGAUGAUGGCGCCUGGCGUCAGCGUCGCUGCGGUGCCGAGCCGACUGUCCAUGGCCGCCUCGGACAUCCUCAACAACGGCAGCAACAACAACUCGCCCGGCGGCAACAACCGCGCCAGCCAGUUCGGCGGAUCGCAGUUCUUCACGUCGCCGUCGCAGCAGGAGCUCGAGAUGACCAACCUCGGCGUCGGCCUGCCCAGCGACGAUACGCUGCUUGCCGAGAUCCGCGAGAUUCUGCGCACGGCCGACCUCAUGACGGUCACCAAGAAGGGCAUCAAGCUGGAGCUCGAGAGGCGCUUUGGCGUGCCGCUCGACUCGAAGAGGGCGUAUAUCAACAGCGCCACGGAAGCGCUCUUGUCUGGCCAGCUGUAG
Molecule: messenger RNA, 5667 nt
Organism: Lasiosphaeria miniovina
Lineage: Eukaryota; Fungi; Ascomycota; Sordariomycetes; Sordariales; Lasiosphaeriaceae
Product: glycosyltransferase family 2 protein
Exons: 3
Coding region: 1-5667 (1888 amino acids)
Cellular component (GO): cell periphery; cell septum; myosin complex
Molecular function (GO): cytoskeletal motor activity; chitin synthase activity; ATP binding
Source: RefSeq, a predicted model, not a curated record